CGAGCCUCAGCGGGUUGUAGGUGUUGCGGCUGCGACCCCUCCCAGCCCACCGCCCGCUUCCCUGCCCCUCGCCUGGCACCCCUGACAGGGAUUGGAGUCCUGUGCUGCCUGAAAACAGUUGCUGCAUAUAUUGUGUCUAGUUUUUUAGUUGGAAGAGGCUAAGUCUACUUUUUAUUGCUCUUUCCUGGUUGAAGGAAGAAAUCUAUUUUGAGAGAGGUUUACAAAUAGUGUUUGAGCAUCAUGGAGCUUCUAGGUUCUACCUUAACGGCAACUUAUGCCCACCCUAGACCAACACCAACCAACUUCCUACCAGCCAUCAGUACCAUGGCUUCAAGCUACAGGGAUCGCUUCCCCCACUACAAUUUGACCCAUAGCCUGAGCCUGCCUUGGAGACCAAGCACAUACUACAAAGCAGCGUCCAACUGGCCAACCUUGGAUCCGUACUGCACCAGAUCUCAGAGGGUGUCCGAGAGCACCAUGCUACCUUUUGUUUCCAACAGAACCACCCUCUUCACCAGGUAUACACCUGACGAUUGGUACAGGUCCAACCUAACCAACUUUCAAGAGUCCAACACUUCCCGACACAAUUCAGAGAGACUAAGGGUGGACACAUCUCGCUUGAUUCAAGACAAAUACCAACAAACGAGAAAAACCCAGGCAGACUCCACCCAAAACUUGGGAGAACGAGUCAACGACAUAGGGUUUUGGAAAUCUGAAAUCAUUCAUGAGUUGGAUGCAAUGAUUGGAGAGACAAAUGAACUAACUGACAUUAAGAAAAGAUUGGAGAGGGCUUUGAUGGAGACAGAAGCCCCUCUUCAGGUAGCCCGAGAAUGUCUAUUUCAUCGAGAGAAGAGAAUGGGAAUUGAUCUAGUUCAUGAUGAAGUGGAAAAGGAGCUGCUGACGGAAGUUGAUAUUAUUCUGUGUUGUCAAGAAAGGAUGAAGCUGUAUUUGGACAAGGCCAUUGCCCAACUGGCAGCGAACAGAGCCGCCCAGCACGAGCUGGAGAAGGACCUGAGUGACAAGCAGUCGGCUUACAGGAUCGACGAUAAAUGCCACCACCUGCGAAACACGUCGGAUGGCGUCAGCUACUUCCGUGGAGUGGAGAGGGUGGAUGCCACGGUCUCAGUGCCCGAGUCCUGGGCCAAAUUUACCGACGACAACAUUCUUCGCUCCCAGAGUGAGCGAGCCGCCUCUGCGAAACUGAGAGAAGAUAUCCAAAACCUCCUGGUGGUGACGGCCAACGAGAUGUGGAAUCAGUUCAACAAGGUGAACUUGGCUUUCACCAACCGCAUCGCUGAAACCGCGGAUGCUAAAAAUAAGAUUCAGACUCACCUGGCAAAGACCCUGCAGGAGAUUUUCCAGACAGAGAUGACUAUCGAAUCCAUCAAGAAGGCCAUCGUGGAGAAGUCUGCCUUCCUGAAGGUGGCUCAGACCCGUCUGGACGAGCGGACCAGGAGACCCAACAUAGAACUGUGCAGAGACAUGGCUCAGCUGCGGCUGGUGAACGAGGUGUACGAGGUGGACGACACCAUCCAGACCCUGCAGCAGCGCCUGAGGGACGCGGAGGACACACUGCAGUCGCUGGCCCACACCAAGGCCACGCUGGAGCAUGAUCUGGCGGUCAAGGCCAACUCUCUAUACAUCGACCAGGACAAGUGCAUGAGCAUGCGCAGAAGCUUCCCCAGCACCCUGCGCCUGGUGGGCUUCUGCUAGGGGCGCUCCCGGGACCAGGCAGGACCAGGGCGCUGCGCCCGCACUUAUGCAAGGGAUGAUCUGUUCACUUAUUAAAGGAUCGUAUUUAUAGACACGUACUGGGGUCCUGUCUUGGAGAACCCUUUCUUUGCAUCCAAACCUUCAUUCUCUAUGAUUUUACUAGGCUUCUGGGCUAGAGAAAUACAAUGUAACAGACUAGGUUAAGAACAUUUAUUUGUAUUAUUCCUGUUAUUCUGUGUAAUAUGAAUGGGCUGGAAAGGAGAAGUGUAUUUCCUCUGAGGCUGUGGGGACAGAGAUCCUGUCCUGGCAGGUGGGUUUUGAGAGGAGAGCGGUUUCUGGGAAGGUGGUUGUCUGGGUCCUUCAAGCAAAAUGGAAGCUGGAAAAAGUGCAUUUGGACAAUAGUAAGGAGACAGUUUGGCUGUGAUUCCUAAUGGAGGGUGUGUAUGAAGAAAGAGGAUGGGUGAGAUGCCUGGAAAUGUUGGGGGAGGGUUUCAGUUCCAUGUCGGUUGGGGGAACAGUGGGCAUCUCUGAGUGGGGACAUGUCCUUGUGAAAGCCAUGACUCGGCAAGGAGAGUCUGAAUUAGAGAGAUGGCCGUGGAAACCAAGAGGGGAGAAAUGCCAAACAUGGUACAAUGAAUCAGCAGGACUUGCUCACCUCACCUGUGAAUGAGUGCGGAGGGUCCAAAAAGGUGACGAUGCUGGAUGGACCAGUAAACGGGACAUCACUUACAUUGUAGGACGUCCCGCCUUAUCUCAGGGGUUGUGUAUUUUUUAAAAAAACUUUUUGUUUAUUACAAAUGAGAAACAUUUGCUGAACAUCUGUUUUGGAAAAUAGGGAACACACACACAGAACCCCUGAAAAUUGCUAUUUUCACAACCCCAGAAAUAAUCACUGAAGCUUGUUAGCAUUUUAUGGUACAUGUUUCCAAUCCUUUUUCUAUUAUAUGUACAUAUAAAAUUUAUUUGCAUAUAUAGGUAAUAUGUAUGCAGUAUUUAUGUUUAUUUACAAAUAUGUAUAAUGUAAUGCUUAUAUUUAAAUACAUGAUUAAUAACAUUAAUUGGUAAUCUCAUUUCCUUAUUCAAAUGGGUUUCUGUCAUUAGCUGUUAAUACACAGCAUAAUUUUUAAAAACUUUGCCUCAGUGUCUGUAUAAACAAUAAAUACCACUCGUGGAAAUGUCAGAAAAUACAGACAAGGGAUAACAGAAUAUUUGCCUUUCUAUGGCUGAUUUAUUUCACUAUUUUAUCAUUUAUAUGUGGAAUCUGAAAAAUAAGACAAACAAUGAAAUUAAUAAAACAGAAACAGACUCACAGAGAAUAAACUAGUUGUUACAAGUGGGCAAAGGGGGGAGGGGAGGAGCAAAAGAAGGGUAGGGGAUUAAGAGGUACAAACUAUUAUGUAUAAAAUACAUAAACACAAGGAAAUACAGCCUUUAUGUUUUAGUAACUUUAAAGGGAUUAUAAUCUGUAAAAAUCUUGAAUCACUGUCAUACACCUGAAGCUAACAUAAUUCUGUAAGUCAACUAUACUUUGAUAAAAAAGAGAAAGUACAGAUGAACAAAAGAGGAAAACAAAAAUCUCCAAUACUUCUAAACUAACUAGAUGCUUUGAUAUACAUAUAUUUUGUGAUUUUGUGCACAUUUUCCACUCAGAAAUGGAAUUCCGAAUAAAGUAGCCCUUAUAAAGCUGAAA
Molecule: messenger RNA, 3403 nt
Organism: Cervus elaphus (red deer)
Lineage: Eukaryota; Metazoa; Chordata; Mammalia; Artiodactyla; Cervidae
Gene: TEKT3
Product: tektin 3
Exons: 9
Coding region: 241-1713 (490 amino acids)
Biological process (GO): cilium assembly; cilium movement involved in cell motility
Cellular component (GO): microtubule cytoskeleton; sperm flagellum; nucleus
Source: RefSeq, a predicted model, not a curated record